Molecule: messenger RNA, 1776 nt
Organism: Darwinula stevensoni
Lineage: Eukaryota; Metazoa; Arthropoda; Ostracoda; Podocopida; Darwinulidae
Source: the annotation of a GenBank genome assembly
AGAUUGUCUCUCCCCUCUGCAGAUUCAAUGAAAGGUGCAGGAAAAAUUGAAUGAACGAAGAUUUGGCUCUGCAGGGAAAGAAAUAAAGAUUUUGGCCCACGAUGUCCCACUUCAAACUGGAAAAUGACAUAAAUCAGCUAGUAAAAAUGGAUGGCCCUGUCUCAUCUGCAUUGGGCCCAGUUCCCCGCUGGCAAAGGAAGGCAUCAGAAAACAGCAUUAACAGUUGUAGCAUGAAUGGCUCAUCAGCCAUGCUGAGCUCAAGUCUGAAGGAUCUUUCCCUUCAAGGGAAUGUGAGUUUGUCUAAGACACCUACUCGUAAGACCCCAUCUGGAAAGGCCAAGACUCCUUCAGGGAAGACACCAUCUGGAACUGGAAAGAUGUCUGCUAAGAAGAGUCCAAAGACUCCAAAGGAGGAACACGGUGACCGCUUCAUACCCUGCCGCAGCCAGAUGCAGUUUGAAGUUGGAUAUCACAAGUUACAAGGAGAAGUAGACAUGGAGGAAGAGGCAUUGAGUAGUCCAGGAAAGAAGGAAUUCCGGCGUGCUAUGAGAGAGGGCUUGACUGGAGGGAGUUUGGAGAAUGUACGAAUCAUGGCAUAUUGCAGCAAGCCCCCAGCAGCACCUGAGGGCCAUGUCAAUGGAUCAAAAGUCCUUUAUAGUCAGAGCAAUGUACUUUCUGCUCGCAAACCACCUCGGCACAUCCCCAGGCAGUCUGAACGCAUUCUUGAUGCUCCCAGCAUUAAGGAUGACUAUUACCUGAACAUUUUGGAUUGGAGUAUUAAUAACCACUUGGCCAUAGCCCUUGGAAAGAGCAUCUACAUAUGGAAUGCAAGUACUGGGGAGAUCCAUGAGCUCUUCUCAUUGGACUCACAGACUGAAUAUGUGUCCUCUCUGGCUUGGAUUGGGGAAGGAACAUUCUUGGCUGUUGGUCUUAGCACUGGAGAUAUCCAGCUGUGGGAAGUUGGUGUGUUGAAGAGAGUGAGGAUAAUGGGAGGUCAUACAGGGCGAGUGGGAAGUUUGGCAUGGAACCAACACAUCCUGAGCAGUGGGAGCCGUUCUGGGAACAUCCAUCAUUCUGAUGUCCGCAUAGCUCAGCAUCAUGUCGCCACUCUUUCAUCUCAUACACAAGAGGUUUGUGGGCUGAAGUGGUCAGUGGAUGGGAGAUAUCUUGCAAGUGGUGGGAAUGACAACAUCAUUAACGUAUGGCCAUCCAUUCCAGGCAGAAUUUACACCCAGAAUCAGCCACUUCAUACCUUCACAGAACAUCAAGCAGCAGUGAAAGGCCUUGCUUGGUGUCCUUGGCAGCCACAUGUACUUGCCAGUGGUGGAGGAACCAAUGAUCGAUGCAUUCGAUUCUGGAAUGUCAACAUGGGGACAUGUCUCAAUUCUGUGGAUACCAAAUCUCAAGUCUGUGCUCUGCUCUGGUCUGCUGAGUAUAAAGAGAUUAUCUCAAGUCAUGGAUAUGCCAACAAUCAGCUCAUCAUUUGGAAAUAUCCUUCCAUGGAUAAAGUUGCAGAGCUGACAGGUCACACUCAGAGAGUCUUACACCUGGCCCUUUCUCCCGACGGCACCACCGUGGCUUCGGCUGCAGCCGACGAGACCCUGCGAUUGUGGAAGUGCUUUGCCGUGGAUCCCAGCAAGAAGAAGAAGGACGCCAAGCCUAAGGCAUCCCCGACACAGAUGAAAUUUCUCGGCAUUCGUUGAUCGUUGACUCGUACUCUAUUAUGUCUGUGUUUUGUAAAAAGAAUAUAUAUAUGACUCUGAUACAACAUUUAGA